This is a messenger RNA of Didymella exigua CBS 183.55, 1254 nucleotides long. RefSeq lists its product as uncharacterized. Gene Ontology annotation, molecular function: DNA-binding transcription factor activity, RNA polymerase II-specific; RNA polymerase II cis-regulatory region sequence-specific DNA binding. Gene Ontology annotation, cellular component: nucleus. The transcript has 3 exons. Bases 1 to 1254 code for a protein of 417 amino acids. Lineage: Eukaryota; Fungi; Ascomycota; Dothideomycetes; Pleosporales; Didymellaceae. The record is from RefSeq and is a predicted model, not a curated record. Gene Ontology annotation, biological process: regulation of transcription by RNA polymerase II.
AUGGACUCACCCGCCUCAGACCUGUCCGACUAUGCCUCCGACGACUUCCCCGACGAGGUCAAGGGCCGCCGGCUCAGCAACCAGCCCACGCCCGACGCGCCCGAGCGACCCAGCAAGCGUCUGCGCCUGAACAAGCGCGCGCCGUCGUCGCCGCCGCCGGCUGCCCAUGCCAUACCGCCGGCGACGCUCGAGGACCUGGGCGCACUCAGCGAAGACACGGACGGCAGCGUGCCAGCGUCGCCUAACCACCACCCGGGCAUGUCGCAGGACGACGACUUCGGACAGGAACAGGUGACGGCGUGCAAGUGGGAGGGCUGCGACGCGGGCGACCUGGACAACAUGGACCAGCUGGUCGAGCACCUGCACGACGACCACAUUGGCACGCGCCAGAAAAAGUACAGCUGCGAGUGGUCCGACUGCACGCGCAAGGGCAUCCCGCAUGCGAGCGGCUAUGCGCUGCGCGCACACAUGCGCAGCCACACGCGCGAGAAGCCCUUCUACUGCACCCUGCCCGAAUGCGACCGCAGCUUCACCCGCUCUGACGCGCUGGCCAAGCACAUGCGCACCGUCCACGAGACCGAGGCACUGCGCCCGUCCGACCCCGUGCCGAAGCACCACUCGUCCAACCCGCUCAACAAGUUCCAGCGCAUCAAGCUCGUGCUCUCCAACGAAGCCAGGCCGUCCUCGGACUCCAAGGCCAGCACCCCCGCCUCGCCCUCGUCGCUGCACCCGCCGCCCGCCGCCACACUGCCCCCAGCCCUCGCCGCCACACUGGCCCCAGCCCCCGCCGCCACACUGCACCCGGCCCCCGCCGACGCCGCCCACGCCGCCAACAACGUCACAUACAUCCAGGACCUGGCCAGCCCGGGCGCACCCGUCAUGGUCCAGUUCCCGCCCGACAUCUCCCUGACGCAGGCCGAGCUGGCACUCCCCGCAGACCAGCUCUUCCACGCCCUGCGGCGCACCCUGCAGUUCGCCACCGACGAGGGCGAGGCGCUGCGCCGCGACGCCGACGCCCUGGAGAAGACGCGCAAGCUCGAGUGGGACCGCAAACAGCUCCUGCUCGAGAACUACAUGGAGAUGCAGCUCGCCACGGCGAAGCGGCAUCGCCUGGACCGCGGCGACGAGCAGCUCAAUGGCCUCGACGCCGCCGAGCGCGAUGUCCGCACCCUGCACGUCACGCCCAUCGACGGCAAGCUGCCGUGGUGGCGGGAGGACCCUUGGGAGAGCAUCCUGGCGGGGAGACCCACCUAG